Messenger RNA from Ctenopharyngodon idella (grass carp), 3388 nucleotides. It is a transcript of the gene naglu, whose product is annotated as N-acetylglucosaminidase, alpha. The coding region runs from base 142 to 2400 and encodes 752 amino acids. The transcript has 7 exons. Lineage: Eukaryota; Metazoa; Chordata; Actinopteri; Cypriniformes; Xenocyprididae. The record is from RefSeq and is a predicted model, not a curated record.
GAGCCAGUCUCGUGAUUGGUCGUAUGCCUCCCCAUUGACACACAUUGCUUCCUGCUCACGCGAAGGAAAUCAAUAGUAGAAAAGUUUAAAGUUUUCACCUACAUCUGUAGCACCGAUGCAACUGAUGUCACAGAACUCAAAAUGAGACUCUGUCACCGCAGCGCAUUGCUCGCGCUUUUCUUCGCUACGUUGUUGCAGUCGGUCUGCAGCGACUUUGAGACUCUCGCGCAUCUCAGAGCGAAAGCGAGCGAUAAAACUCAGUCCAGAGCUGUGGUGGACCUGCUCAGGCGACUGCUGGGCGACAGAGCUCGGGAUUUCAUCGUGUCAGUCAACAGGACUCUGUCCAAUGACACUUUAGACGUGUGUGAGCUGCGAUCCGCGAAAAACAACAAGAUCAUAGCAGUGGGCAGCACGGGAGUCGCGGUGGCCACCGGGAUAUACAACUAUCUGAAAUACUUCUGCAACUGCCAUGUGUCCUGGUCUGGAGACCAGUUAAAUCUCCCCCGACCCCUGCCUCCUCUCACCGGCGUCCUGCGCAUCAGCACACCGCACAGGUUCAGGUACUAUCAGAAUGUGUGUACCCAGAGUUACUCCUCCGUGUGGUGGGAUUGGCCAAGAUGGCAAAGGGAGAUUGAUUGGAUGGCACUGAAUGGCAUAAAUCUUCCAUUGGCAUUCACUGGACAGGAGGUGCUAUGGCUAGAGGUUUAUCAGUCUCUCGGUCUGAACCAGACUGAGAUGGAUCGCUUCUUCACAGGUCCAGCUUUUCUAGCGUGGAACCGCAUGGGAAACCUGUUUCAGUGGGGAGGACCACUUCCUCAGUCUUGGCAUGUCAAACAGCUCAGCCUGCAGCUUAAAAUCUUGGAGCGUAUGAGAUCUUUUGGGAUGAUUCCUGUAUUGCCUGCUUUUUCAGGGAUCGUACCUGAAGGUAUUACCAGGUUGUUUCCCCAAGCAAACGUGACAAAGCUGAGCCCCUGGAGCCAUUUUAACUGUACCUACUCCUGCGCCUAUGUGCUGGACCCACGCGACCCGCUCUUCCAGCGAAUAGGAAGGCUUUUUUUGACCCAGGUCAUCACGGAGUUUGGAACAGACCACAUUUACAACACAGACACCUUUAAUGAGAUGAUCCCAGCCUCUUCUGACCCCACGUACCUGGCGUCUAUCAGCCGUGCCGUUUUCAGUACUAUGACUUCAGUGGACCCUCAAGCAAUUUGGCUGAUGCAGGGCUGGCUAUUUAUCAGUGACCCUUCGUUCUGGAAACCAGACCAGGUCAAGGCCUUGUUACAUGGCGUCCCCCUGGGGCGCAUGAUUGUCCUGGAUCUCUUUGCUGAAUCCAUGCCUGUCUACUCUUCCACAAACUCCUUCUACGGCCAGCCGUUUAUCUGGUGCAUGCUGCACAACUUUGGAGGGAAUAGCGGUCUGUUUGGGACGGUGGAGAGCAUUAACUCCGGCCCCUUCAAUGCCAUCCGCUUCCCGAAUUCAACCCUAGUGGGUUUGGGUUUGACUCCUGAAGGCAUCGAACAGAAUCCAGUUGUUUAUGAACUCAUGAGCGAGCUGGCCUGGCGCAAAGAACCCGUCAACCUUUCCAAGUGGGUAUCGCUGUACGCCUUGCGGCGCUACGGUAGCAUGGAUGAGAACCUGCCGGUGGCCUGGCAACUCUUGUUUCAUAGCGUGUACAACUGCACUCUUCCACAAUACAAGAACCACAACCGGAGUCCUUUGGUGCAUCGGCCGUCCAUGCACAUGCAAACAGACAUUUGGUAUGAACCGGCUGACCUCUACAAGGCAUGGAAGCUUCUGUUCGAGGCCUCGUCAGGGUUAGUCACUCUGGAAACCUUCCGGUAUGAUCUUGUGGACGUCACGCGACAAGCUCUUCAGCUUCUUACAACGGAAUUCUACAAGGAAAUACGGAAUGCUUUCCAGGCCCAAAAGCUUCCUGACCUCCUGACCGCUGGUGGCGUGCUUGUCUACGAUCUCUUACCUGAACUGGACCGCCUCCUUUCCAGCAACGAACACUUCCUUUUGGGGGUGUGGCUUGAGCAGGCUCAGUCCCAAGGUGUGGACGAGCACGAGGCACAGCUGUAUGAUAUAAAUGCACGAAAUCAGAUCACCCUAUGGGGACCCAAUGGGGAAAUCCUGGACUACGCCAGCAAGGAGUGGGGUGGUCUAGUGGAAGACUAUUAUUUACAGCGCUGGGGCUUGUUUGUCAAUACGCUAGUGGAGUGUCUGGACAGAGGAAGACCUUUCAAACAGGAUGUGUUCAACCAGGCCGUGUUCCAGGUUGAGAAAGGGUUUGUCUACAACCAGAGAAAAUAUCCGUCCAAACCACUAGGCAACACAUAUGACAUUGUACGACGGAUCUUCCUCAAAUACUACCCAUAUGCACUGAAAAGCCUAAAAUGAAGAGAACUUAAUCUACAUAAACUUACCAUAAAACAUUUAGGGAUCAAACUGAAAUGGUGGCCAACAAUGGUCAAAACACCAGCUUGCAUUUUAUUUAUCUUUUUACUUUCUUUUAAAAUGAUGCCCAAACUAUUAUGAGAGACAUUCUAAGAAGUCUUGUAGAAACUUCUGAUUGCUUUAUAUAUCAGAUACUGAGGUUGAAUGUGUUUUUGCAAAAGCACAAUGCCACUGAGAAUGUCAGCAGCACAGCUACCAUUUUAAUUGUUGAAUUUUUAGGCCUGAAACGAAUUAUGUUCAAGUAUGCGAUCUAGUUAGCUCAGUUUUGCACAACCUUCUUAAUGCAACACAAGUACACUUUGCAUUCUCAUUGAGGGGUGCGAUAGCGGGCAUUAGCAAUGGCAAGGAAGAAACUGCAGAAAAUCUUGCUGAGAAAAUUAGUUAUUUCUAUCGCCCCCUUGAGGACUGUUGUCAAUGUUCUGGUAAUGGGUUGGCCAAGCAUUUGUAUCUGUGUUUGUGUAUUUGCAUAGAGUAUGUUUCUGGCCUUAGUCUUACCACUGUGCUAGUACAGAAAAAUGUUGUGCAUUUUUUUUCAGGUUUCUGAUGACAUUUCAGGUUUUUAUGUGUCAAAUAUACUGUAUAUACUUAAUCUAUUUUGUCACCCCUAGAAAUUGUGGACAUGAAGACAUUGUUGUAACUUUGCUGCUUUGUAAUAUUAAAAGAAACUGGGUCAUUCCUCCCGGCUAGAUCUGCCAGACAACACACUGCUACAGAAGUUGGCUAACAUUGUUUGUUGUGUUUUUUCAAUUAUAAAAUAGAUGCACAAAUAUCUUUGAAAUGAGUCUGUGAAGCAUUCUUCCGAUUGAUUUUAACUGUUUUAGGAGCUUGUUGUUACUCACAGACAGAUAGUCACUAAGACCUUAUUAGAAAUUGCUGAAAUUGAAAAGUUAUUUUUGUAUUUUUGUCAAAUAAAAUCUGUACUUUUAAUAUU